Manduca sexta (tobacco hornworm) is the source of this 4341-nucleotide messenger RNA. RefSeq lists its product as uncharacterized. The transcript has a single exon. NCBI's taxonomy places the organism in Eukaryota, Metazoa, Arthropoda, Insecta, Lepidoptera, Sphingidae. The record is from RefSeq and is a predicted model, not a curated record. Bases 233 to 2056 code for a protein of 607 amino acids.
AGAGAUUAUGUAAUCGAUUAAAAAAUAAUGUCAUGUGUCCCAUCCCUACACAACUCUCUCUCCAGUUCCGGUGCUCAGCCAUGUAACACGUCUGUACAAUAAUAUAUAAUUGUAAUGUCCAUUAAUCACAAUAAAUACAUAUUAAAUAAGAAACUUAUCAUUAUUUUAUAUGGCGCAGUCGUAAAUGACACAAGAAAAAUAAGGUUUCAAGAAAGAAAAUAAAGUGAUUAAAAUGGAUUUGAAGCAGCCAUCGCCAUUACAAUUGACCGCAUGUUCUAAUCCCAGUGAACAGUGGAAGAAAUGGAAACAAAGGUAUGAUUUGUACUUUGUAGCGUCCCAAGCGGGAGAGAAGCUGAAAGAUGAUGCCAAAAUAUCACUGUUAUUGCAUGUGAUGGGUGAUGAAGGAAUCGAAAUCUACAACACGUUCGAGUUCGAAAAGGAAACAAGAAACUACGAAACUAUUGUAGAAAAGUUCGAUAAUUACUUUCAGCCGCUAAAAAAUGAAACGAUGUGCAGACAUUUAUUUUUUACGCGUAACAAAGGUUGCGAAGAAAGUUUUGAAGAGUACGUAAUGGCUCUGAAAAAAUUAAGCCAAGAUUGUGCAUUUGAAAACUUAAGAGAUAGUCUGAUAAGAGAUCAGAUAAUAAGAGGAAUUAGUGAUAAAUCACUAAGAGAGCGAUUACUGAAAGAGCAAAAAUUAGACUUAACAAAAUGUGUUAAUAUGUGUAAAAUGGCUGAAACGACACAACAGCAAAUGAAAAAGUUUGAAGUGGAACCAAGCGUAGCAGUGGUCAAUACUAAUAAAAAUAAGAAAUAUAAUAUAAUAAAGAAGCAGGGAGACUUCAUUAGAAAAAAUGAAACGAGUCCAGACUUCCAAAGUAAGCAGCGACCUACUGCAAAGAAAAUGUGUCAACGCUGUGGAUAUGUACAUGGAUAUAAGUGUCCAGCAUAUAAAGUGAAAUGUAACAAGUGUUAUAAAAUGGGACAUUAUGGUAAAAUGUGUAAAACAAAAGUAAGUUCUAUAGAUAAUGUGAGUAAUGAUUAUCAAUUAGGUAUGUUAAAAGUACACAGUGUGUGUACAAAUAGUGAGUUGUGUGAGUCAUUAAAAAUUAAUGACCAAAAUAUUAAUUUUAAAUUAGAUACAGGUUCAGAUUGUAAUGUGUUGCCGUUAAAGAAUAUAAAAAGUUUAAAAUUAAGACACAUUAUAAAUGAUAAUAAUAAAACAUUGUAUAAUUAUGAUGGUACCAAAAUAAAAUGUAUAGGUAAAAUUAAAUUAAAUUGUGAACUGGUUAAUGGUAACAAAGUUAAAUUAUUGUUUUAUGUUGUAGACAGUGAAUGUAUACCAGUGUUAGGAUUUGAUACUAUAAAAAUGUUAGGUUUGAUGGAAAGAAAAUAUUUAAGAAUUAUAAAAACAGAUAAUAAACAAUAUGAAAAAAUAAUAAAUGAGUACAAAGAAUUGUUUAACAGUGAAAAGUUAGGUUUAUUAAAGAAUGUAGAAUACAAAAUAACAUUAAAGGAAAAUUAUGUACCAAAAGUAGAACCUUGUAGGGGUGUUCCAAUUCCUUUGCAUGACAAAGUGAAAGCAGAGUUAGAACAGAUGGAAAAAUUAGGAGUCAUAGAAAAAAUUACUGAACCCACAGAUUUUGUGAGUAACAUAGUAAUAGUCAAAAAACCUGAUGGAAAAAUCAGAAUAUGUUUAGACCCUAAUAACUUAAAUAAAUGUUUAAAGAGGGAACAUUAUAAAUUGCCUACAUUUGAAGAAGUUUCAUGUAGAAUGGCAGGUUCUACUAUAUUUAGUAAAUUAGAUGCGUCAACUGCAUUCUUUCAAAUAAAAUUGAAUGAAGAUAGUGCUAAAUUAUGUACAUUUGCUACACCAUUUGGUCGAUUUUGUUUUAAAAGGUUACCUUAUGGGUUAUCAUCAGCACCUGAAGUAUUUCAUAGACAGUAUUCACAAAUGUUAGAAGGAAUAGAAGGAUGUGCUGUAUUUUGUGAUGAUAUUGUAAUUUAUGGAAAAAAUAUAAAAAAGAACAUGACGAAAGGUUAUGUAAGGUGUUAAAAAUAGCACAAGAAAAUGGUGUUAAGUUCAAUUUAAAUAAAUGUGAAUUUGGUUUGUCGCAAAUUAAAUACUUAGGUCAUGUAAUACAUAAAGAUGGCAUAAAGCCAGAUAAUCAAAAAAUUGAGUCUAUAAUGAACCUAAAUAAACCAAAAAAUGUAAAAAGAAGUACAAAGAUUAUUAGGUAUGGUUACUUAUAUAUCAAAGUUUAUACCUUCUAUGUCGCAGGUUUGUCAACCAUUAAGAAUGUUAAUUAAAAAAGGUAGUACUUGGGUAUGGACUAGUGAACAAGAAAAGGCUUUUAAUGAGUUAAAAAAUAUAUUAAUGUCAAAACCAGUAUUACAAUUCUAUGAUCCUAAUAAACCUUGUACUUUGUCAGUAGAUGCGUCAAAAGAUGCAUUAGGUGCAGUUUUGUUGCAAAAUAACUUACCUGUUGCUUAUGCUUCAAAGAGUAUGACAAAUACACAAAAAAUGUAUGCUCAAAUUGAAAAAGAGCUGUUAGCUAUAGUUUUUGGAUGUACUAAGUUUCACCAAUAUGUGUAUGGAAAAAAAAUUGAUGUAGAAACGGAUCAUAAACCGUUAGAAAAUAUAUUUAAGAAACCAUUGUGUGAUGUACCAUUGCGUCUCCAAAGAAUGAGAUUACAAUUACAGAAGUAUGAUUUAACUUUAAGGUAUAAACCUGGUAAAGAUUUAUUAAUAGCAGAUUCAUUAUCAAGAGAUUGUUAUAAUUGUAAUGAGACUAUUAUGGAAAAAGAAAUUGAAGCUCAAGUAGGAAUGGUAGUUAGUAACUUACCAGUUACUGAUAGAAAGUUAGAAAUAUUUAAACAGGAGACUAUAAAUGAUUCUGAAUUGCAAAAACUAAAAGAAUAUUUAACUAAUGGAUGGCCAGACAUGUAUAAUAUACCUACAUGUUUGAAACCAUAUCAUUCUGUGAAAGAUGAGUUAUUUGUUUGUGACAAUUUAAUUUUUAAAAAUAAUUGCAUUGUUGUACCAAAUACAUUAAGAACUGAGAUGUUAGAUAGAGUUCAUUAUAAUCAUUUAGGUAUAGAAAAAUGUAAAACAAGGGCAAGGUCUUGUAUGUUUUGGCCCUCAAUGAACAAAGAUGUUGAAAAUAAAGUUUUGAAUUGUAAUACAUGUGAUAGGUUUAGAAAAAACAAUGUAAAAGAACCUAUGAGAAUAAGAGAAAUGCCAGUCAAACCUUGGACAGAUUUAGGUUGUGAUGUAUUUAAUUACAGAAAUAAUAAUUAUUUGAUUUUAGUGGACUAUUACAGUAAAUACAUUGAAGUUGAAAUGUUAAAAGAUCUCAGUGCAGAAGUAACAAUAAGUGUUUUUAAAAAAUAUGUUUAGUAGAUUUGGAAUUCCACAGAUAUUAUAUUCUGAUAAUGGACCUAAUUUCUCUAAUAUUAAAUUUAGACAAUUUACUAAACAGUGGAAUUUUAUACAUAAGACAAGUAGUCCAUUAUAUCCGCAAAGUAAUGGUUUAGCGGAAAGAUAUAUACAAACAGUAAAAAAUAUGUUUAAGAAAUGUGAUUAUGAAAGUAAAGAUAAAAGUUUAGCAUUAUUAGAAUAUAGAAAUACACCAAUAUCAAGUGAAUUUGGUUACAAAUCUCCAGCAGAAUUGUUGAUGAAUAGGAAAAUAUCAGGAUUGUUACCUCAUCAACAAGAGAUAAGUAAAGAAAAUAGAGAUAUUCAGAAUAGUUUAUAUAAAAAUGCUUGGAAAUAUAAGAAAUAUUAUGAUAGAAAUACAAGAAAAUUAAAAGAUUUAGGGAAAGGAGAAAAGGUAAUAUUAAAAGAUAGUAAUACUAAAAAACCAUUAUCAUAUGCUAAAGUAGUAAGUAAGGAUGAUAGACCUAAUUCAUUUAAAAUUGUAACUGAAAAUGACCAAAGGUUGGAUAGGAAUAGAAGAUAUCUUUUAAAGUGUAAUGAUCAAAGCGAAAUGAAAAUAGAAACUGAUAGAAAUUAUGAUAGUAUUGAAAUAGAUGAUGAAAAUAAUGUAACACAAGAUAACUGUAACAAUGAAAAUAUAGAACUGUGUGAUUUAAAUCAAAAUGUAAAUGAGCCUAAAAGUAGAGCCGGAAGGACUAUUAAAAAACCUGCGUAUUUGAAAGAUUAUUGUUGAUUUGGAAAGAAAGGGGAUGUAAGAGAUUAUGUAAUCGAUUAAAAAAUAAUGUCAUGUGUCCCAUCCCUACACAACUCUCUCUCCAGUUCCGGUGCUCAGCCAUGUAACACGUCUGUACAAUAAUAUAUAAUUGUAAUGUCCAUUAAUCACAAUAAAUACAUAUUAAAUA